Messenger RNA from Schistocerca piceifrons (Central American locust), 2291 nucleotides. Its product is annotated as G-protein coupled receptor Mth2-like. The transcript has a single exon. NCBI's taxonomy places the organism in Eukaryota, Metazoa, Arthropoda, Insecta, Orthoptera, Acrididae. The record is from RefSeq and is a predicted model, not a curated record. Bases 5 to 1360 code for a protein of 451 amino acids.
GGCGAUGGACGCGUGCGCAGCGGCUGCGUUGCUCGUCUCGGCGGCCGUCUUGGCGACAGCACAGCUGGGUCGUGCAGACGAGCCGCCCGAACUGGAGUUCGACUACCGCGCGGUUCAGCUGGGAGAAUACUCCGCAGUCACAGCCCCGACGUACCGAAGCGAGUCCCGGACCGCGGCUGCAGCUGAAACGGCAACGUCCGCUUUGUGGGAGUCGACACCGUCUUCCGAAUUUGGCUCGAACGAGACCGACGCCGACGCCGACGAGACUGUCAAACGCUUUCUGGCAAUAAACGCCAGAGCGUCGGUAGAUGCCGAGUUCCAGAGGCGAGAAGUUCAGGUGCUGACGUGCUGUUUCGCCGAGGGCGAGGAGGCGUGUGACGUGGAGUGCCUGGAGCACUUCGUGGCGAGUGUGCACGGGGGCGGCGGCGCGAGCAACCGGACGACGGCGGUGCGGCUGUGCAGCGCGCUGUACGGCCUGCUGGAGUGCCACGGCGACCCCCGGAGCGCCCACUGCUCGCAGUACUGCCGCUGCUUCAGCGCCGACCCCUGGGCGGACGCCGCCUGGGGCGCCGCGUCGGCGCUCUUCUUCGUCUGCACGCUGCUCACGCUGGCCGUGUACCUGUGCGUGCCGCGGCUGCGCAACCUGCACGGCAAGUGCCUCGCCUCCUACCUGGUGGCGGUGCUGGCCGGCGAGGCCGUCGCCACGGUGGCCAGCGCGCUGGUCUGCGGCGACCCCGACCCCCUGGUGCUCGCCGCCGUCCACUACCUCACUCUGGCGCGCUACUGCUGGGUCAACCUGCUGUGCGUCGACGUGUACUGCAGGUGCCGGCCGUUCCGCUCGGUGCGCCAGCAGCGUCGCGCCGGCUGCCUGUCCCCGGAGCGGCGCAGGUUCCUGUGCUUCUCGGCGGCCGCCUGGGGCGGCUCGGCGCUCGUCUUCGGCGCGCUCUGGGUCUUCCAGGUGGAGGCCACGCCCGUCAUCUACACCGGCAUCGUCUUCCUGCUGCUCGCCGCCAGCUGCGUUCCGCUCCUACUGACGCUGGCCAGGAUCUGGAGGACCAAGAGGCAGACCAGGAAGAGCUGCGUCAACAUUUCCAAGAUGAGACUCAACUGGUUCUACCUGACGUCGAAGCUGCUCUGCCUGAGUGGCGCCUGGAAGCUGCUGUCGGUGGUGCUGUACUUCACGGUGCGCGGCAAGCCCUACUACAAGUGGCUCUUUGUCGUGCUGAAGCUGGAAGGUCCAAUCGUGUUCUUCCUCUUUGUGUGCAACGUCAGAGUCAGGGGCCUAAUACGCAAGCAUCUUACGAACCUGGAAUGGAUAAACGGAGAAAAAAGCAACGAGAACUGUAGUAAAUACAGCUGAGUGAGGUGCUAUAGUUGCGUGCCUGAACAAUGCAAAGUGACAAGUGAGUCAAUUCCUAUGAACUUUACAUAUCAUUGUGGAUAAUUGCAAAUUUUAGUAGAAGUGGAAAAUAUUUCUUUCUUUUUUUGAAAAAUAUGUAAAAAUCUGCCAACCGGUUGCAUAGGUUUUCUAUAUACCUUGACCAGGUUUCGUCAGCUCUAAGGGUGACUUCAUCAUAAGGUAAUGUAAUUACAUGAAGAACAUAUCGUCAAAGACGUACAGUGAUUUGAGAGCUGAGUUGCUCAAGUCAUACACUAAAAUAUAAGACAUAAUGUUCUUCAAAGAGUCAAACAUUAAAACGUAAGUAACACUGGCGUGGUUCAAAAUGGCUCUGAGCACUAUGGGACUUAACAGCUAUGGUCAUCAGUCCCCUAGAACUGAGAACUACUUAAACCUAACUAACCUAAGGACAGCACACAACACCCAGUCAUCACGAGGCAGAGAAAAUACCUGACCCCAUCGGGAAUCGAACCCGGGAACCCUGGCAACUGGCGUGGUGUCAGGAGACUGACUGUCUCCUCACACCACGCCGGUGUUACUUAUGUUUUAAUGUUUGACUUUUUGAACGACAUUAUCUGUUAUAUUUCAAUGUCUCCUCACACCACGCCGGUGUUAUUUAUGUUCUAAUGUUUAACUUCUUGAAGAGCAUUAUGUCUUAUAUUUUAAUGUAUGACUUGAGCAACUCAGUUCUUAAAUCACUGUACGUCUUUGACGAUAUGUUCUUCAUGUAAUAACCUUACCUUCUGAUGAAGUCACCCUUAUAGGUGACGAAACCUGGUCAAGGUAUAUAGAAAACCUAUGCAACCGGUUGGUAGAUUUUUACAUAUUUUUCAAAUUUGUGUUACUGUUGCUGCAGACGUCAGCGAUGUUCAAAGUUGUACAUUUCUUUCUG